This is a messenger RNA of Ctenopharyngodon idella (grass carp), 4799 nucleotides long. RefSeq names its product GTPase IMAP family member 7-like. NCBI's taxonomy places the organism in Eukaryota, Metazoa, Chordata, Actinopteri, Cypriniformes, Xenocyprididae. The transcript is spliced from 3 exons. The record is from RefSeq and is a predicted model, not a curated record. Gene Ontology annotation, molecular function: GTP binding. The coding region runs from base 949 to 1950 and encodes 333 amino acids.
CUGUUGUGCAAGUUCAUUCUGUGGUAAAUUUCAUUCAUUUUACUGGUUUAGACGAUCAGAUUUUUGAUUGUUGUUAACAUGCAAUUGAAAACUGGCCUAAUUCCCAUCUUAUAUUUUUUAAUAAAGCAGUUCUACUGUCAGCAGUUACAUCAGUCCGCCAGCAGAGGGCCUCAUCACUCCAGAUUCACAGCCAGAUUCAUUACAGUAGCCAAUCUCAUUAUUCCUAAGAAUUUAUUAUGCAUCCCCAACUGCAAUUAUGAGCAUAAUAAACUUUCUCAUUUGAGAAUUAUAAGGAGUUAUUAUGUAUCUUAAUUUUAUUGUGCACUGUGUUGUUGCUGAGAAGCAGAUGCCUGUAACACUUGGCAGAGUGAUUGGCAAAGUGAACAGUGAAGUGAAAAUGUUGUGGCUAUUUCGUAAUGUAAUAUUUAGUUGUAUCAAAAUAUGGAACAGGUCUUAAAGGCUGCAGUUACCAAAGUCUAUUUUCUCAAUCAAGAUUUGAGUCACGUGUUCAGAAAUGCGUGUUUUCUCUAGCAGGUAUAUAUGUUUUACACUUUAUUAAUUUUGGUAGGCUAGGAAAGACACUAAUGUUUGUAUCUAUAAAGAAACUUCCAAAAAUAGCCCCUAUGUGAAUGGGCAAUCAGGAUAAAGCUAAGCAAGUAUUUUACUAUUAGCAACUUUUACAUUCAGAAUCUAACAGAAGUUUAAAUACUCUUUAAUAAACUCUUGAAUUGGUGAAAAUUAACUUUGUAUAAAAACAUAUUCUUAUUAUUCUUUAAUGGAUGCAAAAAGAAUAUAAGACUUUUAUUGUUAUUACUCGUUACAUGAAUACAUGACAAAACAUCUUUGAGUUACACCUGAUCUCCGUCGGUCACGUGAUGUGUUCGCGCACAGUCACUUGAUUCGCCAUUACCUGCGGGAAUGUCGCUGUGAUUUACACUAAAUCUCAACAUGUCGUCUUCAAGUGCCACACCAGAAACAGAAGAUCCUGAUGAGGUUCAGACAAUGAAAAGAAGUUAUAGUUUUUUGUUUAAACAUCCAAAUAUGAGAAGGAGGAUGGUGCUGGUUGGAAGGACUGGAGCAGGUAAAAGCUCUUCUGGAAACACAAUCCUGGGAAGAAAAGCCUUCAGAGCCGCCAGAAAAGCUUCAUCUGUAACUAAAGAGUGCUGGAAAGAGACUGGAGAAGUGGCGGACCAUCAGCUGGUGCUGGUUGAUUGUCCCGGGAUCUUUGAUACGUCACUCUCGGAUAGAGAACUCAUAAGGGAGAUCAGUAAGUGUAUAAACAUGACGGCACCUGGACCUCACGCUAUUGUCCUGGUCAUUCAGCUCGGUCCGUUCACUGAAGAAGAACAACGUUCAGUGGAGAGGAUCAGGGCUAUAUUUGGACAAGAAGCAGAUAAACACACAAUCAUCCUCUUCACACACGGUGAUGAACUGACAGAAGACAUUGAGAAAACUCUGAGUGAAGCAGGACCUGAUUUAACACAGCUCAUUAAAUCAUGUGGCAGACGGUAUCAUGUGUUCGACAACACAAAAAUUGAUGAUCGCAAACAGGUUUUGGAGUUCCUGGAUAAGGUUGAUGACAUGUUGCACAAGAAUGAUGGUAAAUAUUACACCAGUGACAUGUUUCAGCGUGCAGAAAAAAUGCUGAAUGUCGAAGAAGAAAAGCAUAAGGAACAAUGCAAACAGAAGAUACAGGAACUAACAGACCAAUUUAAUAAAGAAAAGACCAAACUGGAGGAGAACAUUAAACAACUGAAGGAAUCCGGGCAGACAAAAGACCUGAAGAUUAAAGAGCUGGAGGAGCAAAUGAAAAUGAAGGAGAGACAUUUUGAAGAGUCUAAACGUUAUUAUGUGCAGAAACGCAAGAAUAUGAGACAGGAGGUGGAAGAGACACAAGUGAAAGAAAACAUGCCAGAGAUCAGCAGAAAACUACAAAAGCUUCGUUUCUGACAUAUGUGACAUAAAAUUACUGAGCCCCAAGUCAGUGGAUAUUAACUCUUUCCCCACCAUUGACGGGGUUUUCACUGCAUUAUUACACAUCUUCUGAAAGAGUACUGAAUCUCCUGAUCAAAUCUGAAGAAGCAGAAAUAAGAGAUAUCAUAUUUAAAAUAAUGCGAUCAUCAACAUUAAACAGCAUAUAAAUCUGCCUAAUGUUACUGAAUGAAAUAUCGACCCAGGACGAGCUAUAGACUGUGAAGCUUUGGGGGUGUUGAUGGACUCGAUCUACUCCAUCUGUGUUUUGAUCAUCGUUCUGAAUCUGAUCCAGAUGCAGUCUUUGACAAAAACACAAUUUUCUCAGCUUUAUGCUCAAAAUUUUGCUUUUUUUAAUGACACUUAACCAUAUUCAAGUGUCAAUGCAUGAUAUAACCUCUGAAUAUACUGUUCUUGCUGAUUGCAUAAUUUAUUUGCAGUCUCUGCAAGUGGGAGGGUUCUUUACUUUAUUUCUUUCUUCAUCAUGUUUGAAGUCUUAAAGUGUUUGAAUCACCUUGAUUUUUCAGUGGGUUUUAGUGCAACAUCAUAAGCAAACAUACAGUAUAUAUAUAUAUAUAUAUAUAUAUAUAUAUAUAUAUAUAUUACUGUGUGUGUGAGUGUGUAUUUUCUUUGUACUUGUGCUAUCUUUCUUAAAAAUUAUUUUUUAUAAAGUAAUGUAAGGGCUCAUAUAUUUUUAAAUGUGAGAAAACAUGCUUUGAGGCAUGUGUGCUUCAUUAUGUUAUUCAUGAGAAUGUUUAAAGAAUGUUCUUUUAAAAUAUACUAAUGGAAAUUAGCUAUAGUACAUAGAUAUAGAGAAAUAGAUAUAGUACAAGUAGUACAUAAUGCAUAGGCCUAUUGUACAAAAGAACAUUGAAAUAAUAAUUAGGGCCCAAGCCACUAAGUUGGGGCAUUUUGGGGGCCUUAACGUGUUCAAAAACUCUUGAAAAUUGGCACACACAUUGGAAUCUGUGGCUAUUAGGAUGCCACAGAGGCUGGGACCCAGGUGUGGAAAACUUGGUCCAUAUAUCAAACACGCUUGCACGUAUUAGUAUGAAACUCUGUACACAUAUAGACCUCAUCGGGCCUAACAACUCAAAGUUAUACACCGGCUCAACAGGAAGUCAGCUAUUAUGGGUUAUUUGAAAAUCGCAUGCUCUGGAAUUUGAUAUACUCCUCCUAGGCGAAUAAUCCGAUCAACACCAAACUCGGUCAGCAUGAAGUCCAGACAUUGAUGAUGCUAAAUUGCGGUUUGGCCAUGGUGAGGCAACAAAUUUAUGGUGAGAUAAGGGAAACAGGAAGUGUGUUAUAACUUCUGCAUACUUUGAUUUUGAUUAAACUUUAGCAGUGCGUUCAUUGUAGGAGUCCGAUCACAUGGAUGUGACUAUUGUGAGUCAAAGUUAUAGCGCCACCAACCGGCAACAGGAAGUGUGUCACCUUCAAAAUGCUUUGAGAUCACCUUCUUAUUUUUACCCGAUUUGCUUCAAACUUCAUUAGAAUAAUGUAAAAACAUGGCGGAUGUAGACCUGUGAAAAUAUUUUUGAUAUUUUUCAAACACUGUUGCCAUAGCAACAGAUCAAACUUUAAUAUUUGUUUUGGAUGCUUUUGUUUAAUAUUUGUUGUAGCAUGCUUCAAAUUGCAUGGAAUUUGACACACGUCAAGAUUGUCAUCCAGUAGACAUGGGCAAAGCCUUAGAAAUGGACAGGGAGGAGGGCCUUUAUAGCGCCACCUUUUGACAAAAGUGGGGGGGUUUAACCUACAGUCACCAAACUCGGUACACAUGAAGAGUUUGGUUCCAAAACACUAUAAAUCCAUUUUGAUUAAUUUGAGUAAAAAGGUGUUUUCUUUACCAAGAAAGCGGCAAGAUGAAAACCACUAUUUUCUGUUUCAAACUUUCACAUAAAAACAUUAAAAAUUCAAAUCUAGAUUUUGAUUUUAAAAGGUUUAUUAUAAAAACGGAUUAUUUUUUCCCCAAAAUGCAAUAAAUCCAUGACACAUUCUUUUUUUUUUCAAAAUGCAAUUAAUCCAUCAAUAUAAAAGCUAUUUUUCAUAUUGAAAAUACACAACAAAGUAAGUUGAUUCACAUAUAUGACAGCCUCUGAACUUGGUUAAUCAUAAUCUUAUAUACAGAAAAACACAUGAAGAGAAGUGUUAGGAUUAUACAACAUCAGCAAUCACAGACAUACGCAUUAAGACUGGAUUACAUUUCUCUUGAGUACUGAGAAGAGAAUUCUGUUGAAUUUGGGCAAAUAACAGUAUUUAAUUUGCUCUGGAAUUUUUUAUAGAGGUUGUCUGAGAAAAACACAGACAUGUCAGAUUAGGAUGAUAUUCUGCACUCAUUUGAAAUUGACCUAUGACAUUCUAUGACAUGAAAGUCAUCUCAAUUUAAACAAUUCCAUGGAUGUGGCUGUUGUUGUUUGUGAUCAUAUGGGCACCAACUGCUGCAGUAAAUGUGGUGUAUUCAAAUGACUUUGACAUAGUCCUUUUAUGUUUCCCCCUUUUAAAUGCCUAUUGCCUGCCAUGCACAGUUGCCCUGAAGCCACCGGGUUGGCGGCGCUACCCGUCAUCUGCCUGCAUUGACACCAUUAUAUGCGAACAGAACUGAGCUGGACGAUGACAUUUCUCCAGUGCUGAUAUAUAGAUAAAUUAACAAAUUAUUGGUUUUUUACAAUGGAAUGAAUCAAUACUGAAUUUUCUUAAACUGGACAAUAACACCAUUUUCUUUAAGAGCUGCUGUGCAGCCAUGAUAUUUACCAGUUAUCACUGUAAAGCUGCUUUGACACAAUCUGCGUUGUAAAAAGUGCUAUAUAAAUAAAGGUGACUUAACUUCA